CUUCAGUGUCGUAUUCUUUGCUUGCGAGAUCGAACGGCACAGACAUCAUCAUCAUAAGCAUUCCAACAAAGGUCAUUUUCGCGCUUGGAAGCGAUACUUACAACGAAGUCUCUUGACGUGGUUUCCCUGGAAUUCGUUCAUACAACUUCUGGUGUAAUUUUUUCACAUUCAAUGGCAAUCGCGGUGCUGAACAACGACCGUGCGGCGGCCGGCAACAGUACGCAAAAGGAGGACGUCGUCUUCCGCGUCGCCUUGCUCGGAAAUGUUUCCGCCGGAAAAACGACUCUCAUCAACGCACUGCUUCGCGAUCGUUACGGAGAAGUCUCGAAAAAGCGCUGCACUGCGGGGAUCAACUUUUUCCACCUGGACCUGCUGGCAGGACAAUCGCAAUCGCCAAAUGCGGACGCCGGCGCUGCAGCGCCCUCGGGUCGUGGAGCGGCCUCCUCCUCUGCACGCGGCACAGGAGGAGCAGGCCACAGCUUGUCGCUCGAGGACGAGCUUGACCAGAUUGACGUGCAGUUAAUUCACCAGAAAAUCACCCAGGCAAACGAAGUGCUGCGGGCAGACCCGAAAAUUGAAGAGAAGCACUUUCAUGUUUCUACAACCGAGCCCCUGGUUACCGUCGAUGCAGACUUGCGAUCGCGGGCGUCCUCGGUGAAACUGGUGCUCAUUGACGUGCCAGGGUUAAACGAACAGGGCAGUGCAGAAACGUACAAAAAAUAUGUGCGGGAGGAACUUUUUCCGACUCUGGACAAGGUCAUCGUCGUGAUGGACGUCGACCAGGGAGUGAACUCGACGGAACAAGUUGGGUUGCUCAACUUCGUGCAGGAAUGUAUCCGAAGUGUCUCGGCAGUUACACACCAUUGGAAUAACCCCCUGGUCAUCGUCAACAAGGUGGACGAUCCUGCAGAUGCGGUGCACGACGAGACGAAAAGCAUGAUCCAGGAAAUCGAAGCCGAAGUGGCAAAAAUUUUCGGGGACUACACAGCGCUGCACCGGUGCAUUCCUCUUUCUGCUGAGCUCGGCUGUAUCUACAGAGUUGCCGCCGGCCUCAACUUGCAAGAUUUUAAAAAGUCUGCUGUCUGCCAGGAUGAAAGGUAAAAAUUUUCGAGUGCUGUACUUACGUCGAUUCGUAGCGGUCGUGGCAGGCAUCCAGUCAGUAACUGCAUCUGAUGAAGACGAUCAUGUCACGAAUGAAGAAUGAAUGCUUUCUGAUCAACAGCAGUGCGCUACGAGCAACAGAAAUUUCCUGAAAAGGUAUCUAAACAAGAUCGGACCACUCGAAAUUGGUGUAGCGAAGUGGCGAAAACUGAUGAAAGACAAGAAAAUCGUCGAGGUGCACAAGAUUCUCAGCGACAGGAGCGAGUCGAGGCAGCGGCUGAAAGAUGCGAAUUUCCUUGCGUUAAGUGAUAUGCUGGAGCACGACCUAGGAGCAGACGCGCAAAAAGGUUUACUGCAACGACAGGUCGACUACAAGCUUGGAACACUUUCGCACAGUCAUACUCGACCUGAUCGCGCCGUUGCGAACCUGUUGGAAUGCGUGCAAUCCAGGCGGGUGGUCGACACGCCAUUGUCCAACUUGGAAGUGAAGGGGGCAUUCAAAACCUGUUGGAACGAGCUGCGGAAAGACGCGCUGCAGGAGCUUGAAGAACAGCGAAAGACCGAAAAACUCAUCCUCUGCAUCAAGCAGCUCGAAGAGUUCGGAGACGAAAGGUACCUGCGCAAGUUGUUUGCCUCGGAUGGAGCAGCAGCUUCCGACAUGCAAGCCGUUGUUGCCGCUACGCGCGCAGAGUUGCGUCAAUGGAUCAUUGAUCUGCUCAAGGCCAAGCUUGUCAUCUUGGAGAACGUUACGCAGAAGAUAGCGCACAACGCAUCUUCCCCCCACAUAAACGGGAAGAUUCCGGAGACCAUACCAGAAGGGUGGGCGAGUUGCGAUUUUUCAGCGUCCGUUUUUCGUCUCGCAAACCUGAUCCGGUCAACUCGCCUUGCAGACGGGGCUUCAAACGGAGCGCUUUCGAAGUUCUGCGGAACCGUGGUCGUCCGUAUGGAUCGCCUUUGCAGCAAUUUGGAAACUUUCCAAGCAAUCCGCAGAAACAUGACUAACGGAAACACGACGACCCCAACACAAUCCCAUCCUUAUGGCGUUCUGCCGUGGGCGUCGGGAACAUAUGAUCCGAAUGCCUACGAGUGGUCCGCCAGUAAAUGGCCCUUUCCGGAACCCACAGCUUGGGGAGCGGCAGAUGUUGGUGUCGCGGGUUGCAGAGAAGCCCAAAUUGAAGACAUUCACGACGACAUUACCGACCCGCGUCACUGGGGGCACUUCGAGUACCGUUGCGGGACAUUGUUGCAGAAGAUCUGCUCCUCGAGUAGCAGUGCUGGGUAUCUAGACGAGCCUGAUUCUGAGCCGACCGGAGGCGGUGCCAGCUCUGCUUCUGGCCCAGGAGCAAAGCGACGCCGCAUCGGCUGAAAACAGUGCCUCGCAAGAAUUAGCUCGCUUUUAAUGCAAUAGCGAGCACAUUUACACCAGAAGUAGCUCGCUUUCAAUCCAAUCCCGAGCAGAUUUACAAGUCGGUUCCAGAUUCCUGGGUUGAAAAGAUUCUGACUGACAAUAGCAAUUGGUAGCGUGGUCGUCAUCCGCAAGAUGGCUCAACAAAAAAUGUGACAGAUUUACUUAUCGUCAAAUACAUUCUGCGGGACCGGGAACGGGAUUUUCUACGUGUUCCCAACAUCGUUCUUCAGCACUUGUUCUUCCUGAAAAAAUAGGCCUUUGCACCAACCCGCAAGAGUCAACAGUACGUGGAUAUGAUGUGAGAGUUCGAAAGAGAGAGAGACAAAGAUCGCACGACUAGCACAGCCUCCCUGGUCACUGUGAUAUCAACAGGAC
Molecule: messenger RNA, 2884 nt
Organism: Amoebophrya sp. A120
Lineage: Eukaryota; Dinophyceae; Syndiniales; Amoebophryaceae
Source: the annotation of a GenBank genome assembly